Molecule: messenger RNA, 1494 nt
Organism: Pestalotiopsis fici W106-1
Lineage: Eukaryota; Fungi; Ascomycota; Sordariomycetes; Amphisphaeriales; Sporocadaceae
Exons: 10
Coding region: 1-1494 (497 amino acids)
Biological process (GO): transmembrane transport
Cellular component (GO): membrane
Molecular function (GO): transmembrane transporter activity
Source: RefSeq, a predicted model, not a curated record
AUGGAUUUCAAGAAUCGUCGUCAACCUGGUGGCUCAUUGACGGCGCACCUGCUGUACAUCUGUGCUUUCAUGGUGUCAGUGGGCAUUAAUUUUACACGUGUUCCGAUCAUAUACGCUUUUCGCCUCAUGGCGUGUGAUGAGUAUUAUCUUCAUCAUCCUACAUACGAUGGCGCUGGAGAUAGGUGUGAUGUCCACGAAAUCGAGGCCACUGUAGCAAAGGCCGUCUCUAUACUUGGGCUCACUGUCACAGUGAACGGAGUUUUUAAUUUGCUCUUCGCUAACUGGAGCAUGAAGAGUUUCGGGAUCAAAUCUGUCCUGAUUCAACAACUGAUUGGUCCCACCAUCCGUCUCGCGAUGCAACUGUAUGGAGUUCACGUCGGUGGAGCUCGGGGUAUUCUCCUCGUUCAGAUAUCGAAUAUUCUCGGUGUUGUGGGCGGCUCAACCGGUUAUGUACUCAUCUUGAAUACAUUUAUAUCUCGAGUUGUACCAGACUCUGAACAAACAGUAGCCUUCGGUCGUCUACAAGGAUCUGUCAUGAUGGGGACUGCCAUGGCGUAUUUGCUGGGAGGAGUUGUUGCCGAUGCGUUUGGUACGAUGGCAGCUUUCGAGGUCGCCUGUGUUAUUAUGGCAGUAUCUACUUUAUUCAGCGCCCUCGCCCUCCCGAAGCUAUCGCAACCAGAAACCUUGGAAAAUACGUCAAGCAACAUGAUUUCGAAACUAGUUCUCCCAUUCUUGUCUGUCUUCUCUCGAAAGAUGCCCGGGAGUGAUAAAUAUUGUUCUGCACGCCCGCUGCUUAGCUCGGGCGUAUUCUUUGGUGUGUUGGCCACGGGCUUCAUACCAAUCUUAUUGCAAAUGUAUUCGACCAAUGAGUUCGGAUUUAGCUCAAGAGAGAACGGCUACCUCAUGGCACUGAAUUUUGGAGUACGGAGCCUUUACCUCACACUGGCCUUGCCUUACAUUAUCAAGAUAGGGCGGAAAUGGUUGAGCAAUCAAACGACACAAGCUGUUUCUGAUGGCACAGCCAACAACACAGUCUCAACAGGGAUUUCGGACAGUCGCCAACAGGAAGAACUUGCUCCUCUGUUGGGUCCAAAGCCGCCAUCUCCUAAACGCCUGGAAACAACAUUUGAUCUCUGGUUCGUGACUUUGAGUUUUGCAAUCGAUGCGAUUCUCACGGCGGCCACUGUAUUUUCACGAGACACAGCACACUUGUACCUUGCUGCUGUACUACUGCCUCUGGGUUCUGGAUCCGCACCAGCUGCAAAAGGGGUCAUGACCUCGCUUUGUAAACCCUGGGAGAGGGUAGAUGCACUAAGUGGCAUUGCGAUGCUGGAAAUGCUAGCAACUGUAGCGGCGAUGGCUGUUUUUGGGUCGGUAUUCUCGGCAUUUGCAGUCGUGGGCAAAUCUGGCAUGGUAUUUUUCAUCAAUGCUGGAGUAGCUCUUGGAGCAGCGCUUUUGACCGCAGCAGUAAGGCUACCCAAGCCUGCGCGCUAG